AUGUUUGUAUCCCAGGCCUCUGUUUUGGAUCCAGGUUUGGGUUGUCUACAGGUGCUCCUGGGAGAUGUUGGGGCCGGAAAAUAUAGUUUAGUUUUGCAUUUUGUUAAAGGACAGUUUGUUGAAUUCCAGGAAUCAACUAUAGGAGCUGCCUUUUUCUCUCAAACAGUGGCAAUAAAUGAUGCCACUGUUAAAUUUGAAAUAUGGGACACAGCAGGUCAAGAGAGAUACCAUAGUUUAGCUCCAAUGUACUAUAGAGGAGCUGCAGCUGCUAUAAUCGUGUAUGAUAUAACAAAUCAAGAAUCCUUUGAAAGAGCAAAAAAUUAGGUUCUGUUGUCGCUAGGUAACUCAAACAUGGUUAUGGUGCUUGCUGGAAAUAAAUCUGACUUGGUAGAUGCAAGGAAGGUGGAAACAAAGGCAAGUACAUUUAAUUCUAUUCUCCGGGUUUGAAAUGCUGCCAACAAAAGCAUGCUCUAAGUAUUUGAUGGUGCAAUUGAUCAUGGAACAGAGCUGACAAUUGUUUCUUUGGUUCUUGUUUCAAACAAUUGACUCUAUAAAUAACCAAGUAUUUAGCCACCUCUUUUGUUCUUUUUG
This is a messenger RNA of Ipomoea nil (Japanese morning glory), 591 nucleotides long. RefSeq names its product ras-related protein RABF2a-like. Gene Ontology annotation, cellular component: endosome; endomembrane system; endocytic vesicle. Gene Ontology annotation, biological process: intracellular protein transport. Gene Ontology annotation, molecular function: GTP binding; GTPase activity. Lineage: Eukaryota; Viridiplantae; Streptophyta; Magnoliopsida; Solanales; Convolvulaceae. The coding region runs from base 1 to 324 and encodes 107 amino acids. The record is from RefSeq and is a predicted model, not a curated record. The transcript has 5 exons.